Molecule: messenger RNA, 1109 nt
Organism: Anthonomus grandis grandis
Lineage: Eukaryota; Metazoa; Arthropoda; Insecta; Coleoptera; Curculionidae
Exons: 4
Coding region: 240-1109 (289 amino acids)
Biological process (GO): regulation of translational initiation
Molecular function (GO): translation activator activity
Source: RefSeq, a predicted model, not a curated record
CCCUAAUUAAUAAAAUUAAGGAAAUAGAUAUUGCCGAUGAUGGGAUUCUUCUUAACAGAAAAAUAAAAAAAAUUUUAGAGAGUUGGUAUCAGGACUGCCAAAAUGGACCUGCAGUAGAAGCGAGUUUUGAUUCAAUUUACGAAGCCAGCUUGGCAGAUCCAGAAACAGGAAGUAAAUUAGUACAACUAAUCGCCUGCAGAACAUUUUUAUCCCAAGAAAUUCACAACCAAAAUAUUAGGAUGAUGUUUAUCCAAAAAUUACAACACAGUUUUGAAACUUGCGCCCAAUUACAAUCCUCCAGCCCAAAUUUAUUUAGGAACAGUGUGCAUCUGAUGGGGGAGUUUUUCAACAAAGCCAGGAUGGCCAACGGGCAACAUUUUACAAUUAUGUCUACCCCACUGUUGUCUUAUUUGGACAUGCUACUUGAUUCUGGGGAUUGUAUGGACCUCAAACUAUUUACUACGCAAUUAUACUUAAAUGGCAACACUCUUAGGCAAGAAUGCCCAGACCGGGUUACCGAAAUAAGAGGCAAAAUAAGACUGAUCCUAACCACAGACCAGACUUAUAAUACAAAAGAGUCAAAACUGUGGCUUCUUUUAGCCAUAGAAAUUAUCAUCAACAAAUUCUCCUUCUCAGCUGAAAUUUAUAAUUACUACAAAGUACACCUCGGAGAUCAUGCAAUGGCCUUUUUCCAGGGUUCUCACGAGUCUCACGAAACCUUACCCGACCAACCGGUUCACAGGAAUCAUCUGAACCAACAGAACCAUCAGAGGGGCAUAAAUGUCGUCAAACCAUUAGAUGCUCCCUCUAAUUCAACUCAAAAUAUCAAUUUAAGAAAAGGUCCAGAAUUACGAGCCAACACUUUGAAUGCGCGGUUCCACAGGAAUAAACAACUUCUUCCAGAAAAAGAGGCGGGUCCAAGUGGUCGGGACCUAAAGAGCAAGGGCGGGGAAAAAAACAAUGUUAAAGAUGAGAGAGAGAAAAAAAAUGGGGAGUAUCAAAGGAAGAACGGCGGCAAUAAAAAAAGGGGGCAAUAUAAGGGGCCCAAGACGGGCCGGAACGGGUGGAGUGAACACGAUGAUCGCUGUUAUCAGAAUUGCCCGUGGUAA